AUGACAACGAUGCCCGAAAAGAUUUAUCAGUUGAUAAUUAUCUGCAAAAUGUUUGCAUUCAAACUUGUCUUAGCGUUUGUAUUGAGUUCGAUAUGUUAUUCGGAAAAUAUCGGGUAUAAAGUGGACACGACUUCAAUCAAAGCCAAUGAUUUUGGUUUUGAAGCCUCACUUAAACUCAAAGAUACGGCAAAACACAACAUAUUUGAAAAGUCCAAAGACUCGCAAAGACUGAAACUUUCGGUCACUUAUUAUACGGAAAAUAUAUUAAGAUUCAAGAUUUUGGACGCUUUCUACACGAGAGAUGAAUCGGCCCUUCAGUCAGACUUUCCAUUUGACACAUCGAUCGGUGGUCUGAAAUCUGACGAUCAAUUCAUCCAAAUAUCAAGUUAUUUGCCGUCAAAUAAUGUGUACGGUUUGGGAGGUAAGACUCACUCGUCUCUCAGACAUGACUUGAAUAACAAGACGUGGGCCACCUUUGGUCAGCACCCCUUCCAUACUGUACUCGAAAACAAUGGCAAUUCUCACGGAGUUUUGUUACUUAAUAACAAUCCUAAGGAAUACACACUAAUGCCGGCGCCGGCGAUGUCUGUGAAGACAAUCGGAGGAAUAUUGGAUUUCUUUGUGUUUAUCGGCGAUAAUCCCGAACACGUCAUACAGUUAUACACUUCACUCAUUGGUCGUCCGUUUUUGCCAUCGUUUUGGGCGCUCGGCUUUCAAUUAGCGGAACAAAAUUACAAGGAUUUGAAUGAAUUGAAUACUACAGUCCAGCGGGAGAUUAAAUCAGGAAUCCCUUAUGACACCCAAUAUAUCGAUGGAAAUUACAAAAAUGAAUGGGGACGCAAUUUGGCAUACGACCCUGUUAAUUUCAAAAAUCUGCCUAAAUUAAUAUCAGAGACUAAGGACAAGAAUAAUCUCCAUUGGACUCCAAUCAUAGGCUCCCGUAUUGAGGGAAAUGAAAAUUAUUGCAAAUCUAGUGAUGGAAAGAAUGGCAAUAUAUUUGUGGAUAUAAUUAACUCGUUUACAUCGACAGUGAGCCGUCUCAUCAAUCCGCUCAACCUCUUUGGUAAUCGAGUGAAUCCCAAAUCUGUUUCUGCUUCUGAUUUACUCAAUAACCUGAAGAACUUGUAUUCAAACGGAAUUCAAUUCGACUCACUCGCUAUUGAUUCGGACGACUCAACACUGGCUAUUCCCGCACGAAAGGCAUUGACUGAAAUAACGGGUAAAAGAGGUUAUGUAUUAUCGCGAUCAACAUCUGUAUCGUCGGGACAAUACACGGGUCACUGGUUGGCGGACACACAAAGCACGUGGUCUGAGAUGAAGAACUCAGUGAUAGGAAUGUUGGAAUACAAUCUCUUCGGCAUUCCUUAUGUUGGGGCAGAUAUUUGUGGUUUUGAAGGCAAGGCUUCGGCCGAACUCUGUCUUCGUUGGCUAGAAUUGGGAGCAUUUUAUCCGUUGAGUCGAAGCAAUCACAAGAGCUCUAGCGGUGAACCACAAGACCCUGCGAUUUGGGCCGAUAGGGGACACCCGGAUGUGGCGCUCGCCGCUAACAUAUCGCUUGAAGUCAGACAUCAAUUACUUCCCUAUUUAUAUACCCUGUUCUUCAAAGCUCACGUAUUGGGCAAUACUGUCGCCAGACCUGUGUUUCACGAAUACCCGACUGAUCCGCAAACCUAUGGUAUAGACGAGCAGUUUAUGUGGGGACCAGUUGUCAUGUUUUCACCGAUUCUUCGCGAAAAUCAGACAGAAGUGAAUUCAUACCUUCCCGAUGACGUAUGGUAUGCGCCAAACGCUGAGUUCGUGUCAUUGUUUCCACACAAGGGAUACGUCAACCAAACCAAUCCCUUUCCCUUCCCUCCCACUAAUAUGAGAGGCGGGUAUAUAAUACCUAUGGGUUAUACCACACCAAUCAAUUCGCAGGAGACUAGAGAUAAUCCCAUCGCUGUUGAAGUCUAUCCCAAGAAUAAGACUGCGAAGGGAGACAUGUUUUGGGACGACGGCGACUCUCUCAACAAUAUUGAGACAAAACAAUACAAUUUUUAUGAAUUUGAAUUAUUCUCCAACUGUUCCCUUCAUAUUGUGGCCAAAACCAAAGGCUAUACUUCAAAGAAACCGCAUAUCGUUGAAAAGUUUGCGAUCGCAAACACAGUCAACUCAAAUAUAACGGCUUCCGUCGAUGGAAAACCCGUUGCAUUUGUUGAGUCGAGAGACGACUCGACAUUCAUUCACGCGAACCUCGAUUUGAAUGCCGGCAAAGAGGGACAGACAUGG
Molecule: messenger RNA, 2268 nt
Organism: Medioppia subpectinata
Lineage: Eukaryota; Metazoa; Arthropoda; Arachnida; Sarcoptiformes; Oppiidae
Source: the annotation of a GenBank genome assembly